This is a messenger RNA of Caenorhabditis auriculariae, 2425 nucleotides long. The record is from the annotation of a GenBank genome assembly. Lineage: Eukaryota; Metazoa; Nematoda; Chromadorea; Rhabditida; Rhabditidae.
AUGGGCUUCAGCGUGACUUUGCGUAUCCAGUUCGCAAGCGAAAAGGAUCGGCACUCCGGGAGUCCCGCGGGCCUAAUCUACUAGCGCUUACAAGUCAGAAACAUAUUUUGGAAGUUACAAGUGUUUAUGGAGGUUAAAAACUUAUCUUGACGUUGAAGAAGCGAGACGAGUCGUGCAGGAAGCGGAAAUGAUGAUUGAACGCAGGUCAAAAAAGUAGAAAUGACACGUUGCCACGUGGUUUUUCAUACGUGUUAAUUUUUUUAAUAUCAGGAAAAUGACUCCUUGCAAAACGUUCACGUUUUAUUUUUUGCAGAGAAUUAAAUUUUUUCUGUACAAUUAUUGGAGGCUGGAACUCUGUGCAGUAUCGAAGUAAUAAAAAGAUAUUCUGUAGUCUUUCCGUUAUUACAAUUGAGUUAUUUUUGUUCCCAGUUUGUUUUUUGAUUAUUGUGAAUUUGAAAUUUCAUUCAAGGACUCUGUGUAGGUUUUUCGAGGUGUUGUCGAGUUUAUCGAACACGUCUUUUGAGGUAAUCGAAUUAAAAUGAAACAAGUUCUACCUUUUCCCCUGAUUUAAAACACGAGAGUAUUCUGAAAGAAUUUUGUGCUAUGAUUUCAACUUUCUACAUUUUGCUGCCUCUUUUUGUUGCUGUGAAUGCAGGAAUCUCACCGAUUAAAAGUUAUAUCGGAAAGUACAAUCCAACAGUUAUUCCAAACGGCGAUCACAUGUUUGUUCUUUAUUUCUCUGAAUUGAGUCAUGCUUUUGCUUUUUUUUUUUCUUUGUUUUAACGCCACGACUUGGAAUUUCACCAAACGACAUGCCGCUGCGCGCCUUUGCAAACCUUGGUCGCACUUUUAAUAUUUUUUUUCUUUUAUUAAGGUACUUUCAUGUGCUCCUACAGCAAUAACAAUCGAUUGAAAGCGUGACCAAGAUUCGAAAGACGCUUUGCGAACGCACGCAGCGGAACAGCGGAAUGUCGUUCAGCGAAAUUCCAAGUCGUGGCACACAGGCUAUAAAAAGGCUUUGAAUUAGCGUCGAUAAAAGACUGUCAAUGGAAUUUUCAGAAGACUUUCAUAUUUUUUGUACUUGAUGAAAUAUGUUUUUAGUUCCCGCCAAUAUCCGAAAUACAAAAUGGAGGUAACUUUGUCGUUUGGAAUGAACGAGGAGAUGACGAGAGUCGUGGAAACUGCGAUCGAAGAACAUUUCACCAACGAUGAUCUUCAUAUCAACGAUCUUGAGGGAAUUGGCGAGGUGAACAUUUAUUCUUGGUCGCAGGUAGAAUGGCUCAACGCGUUGAGGUCGCGUUGCGGAUUAAAGUACCAUCGUUCAAAGCGCAUGGUGAGACUUUUAGAUGAAACUGUGUCCACUAGAUUGAGUUUUUAUAGUUUAUUUUGAAUCUUUAACUUGAAAGAUGUUGAGGAGGUCAGUAAAAACUCAAAAAUUUCUCUUGAUAGAUUCAAAAAAAAACUAAGAAGUGUUUUGUCUGUAGCUGGUUUCAUGCCAUUUCAGCCCAAAUUUUCGCCCUUCUUCACAAAAAAUUUGUAUUUCCAGGCUGUGGAACGGCUUCUCGGCGGGUAUUGGUCCGUUUCAAUUUUCAGCGACCCUUACGAAUUCGCCAAUACUGCGUUUAAGAGGUUCGUUCAUAGGGGGAUUAGUGGGUUUUUCCUUUUCAAAAUGUUCAAAAGGCUGGGAGGAACAUCUGGUCUUCAGAAAACAAUUUUUCCGGAAAACUCUCCGGAGAAUAAUAAAAGGGUUUGGUCGCACGGAGAAUGGCUCAACGCGUUGCGGUCGCGAUUUUAACAAGGUUAUGUUCGUCAUAAGAUCACUUUGAAGAUUUUAUAGUCUUGAAAUGUAAAACUAAAAAAAUAAUUUGGACCCGGGCUUGUGCGAGGGCCGGCCCGUCAACCUCUCGGCCCCCCGGCCACUUCCCAAGCCCGGCCCGGCCCGGCCUUAGAAGGGCCUCAAGCAAAAAUGGCCGGCCCGGCCCAAAAAAAGCUCAAAUUUUUUUCAUUUUGAAAUUUUCGCUUUUUUUAACGAGAAAAGUGGGAUUUUUUACUUAUUUUUCCUCAUAAAGUUAUGAGAAACUAUGAUUUAACAAGUAAAAAAAUAAUUUUUUUCGGCGAAAUUUUUUUAAUAACGAAAUUCAAGAUUUUUUUGCCAAAGCCCGGCCUGGCCCGAGCCCGCGCAGGCUUUUUCAAAAUUGAAGCCCAAAGCCCGGGCCGCCCGGCCUGACGCACAAGCUUGUUUUGGACCGCAACGCGGCCACGACGCUUCGAGCCAUUCUACCUGCGACCAAAAUUGUUCAAGCCUUCACUAAAGAAAUAUACGUUUUCUGCAUGAAAACAGUUUUUCUCCUCCAGAUCCCCUUCUUUCAUCGUCCUGGACGUCAACGGGUCCGGUGUGGCUGUCGUCAAAGAAGCUUCCAAUUAA